GGGAGGUUAAAUACAAUUUCAAAUAACAGAGUCGACGAGGAUUGGAAUUUAAAGGAAACAAGACCAUAUACGGUACAUGAUUGUGUAGGUACCUACCUCCUAGGUCGCUUUGCGUUGGUUAUAGCAACAAAAUUUCGAUCUACAGUUGAUUCUCCCGGUCGUUAGGACCAUACUUUUGUAGGUAUCCUAGUACAUCUUGCCUCCUAUCCUUGGUAUAGGAUUCCUUGGCAUAGAAAUCAUUGGUGUUGUUGCUAGCUGUUACAAGAUCAUCGUCCUCCACUGAUCGCUACGUAUGCAAAAGCCCGUUCGACGAUGUACCACAGACGACCCGAUCACUAGCCAAUCCUCGAAAAUACGAACAAGUGAAUUAUCUUUCGAUUCCGUGGACUUGGACGAGUGUGGCCAGACUAGAUACUCACCUAGGUAACUAACCAACAUCAUAAAUCAUAGCUCCAGGUAUAUCUUUCUAUUACUCCUAUUGCUCCAUCGGCCCUUGUCCUUUUCUACUUGCUAUUCACGUUGUCUUAUGGACGAGUAGUCUUCCAAAUUUUUGCGUCUCAUUGCCUAAUCGAAAACAUGAAGCUCGAUUUCUUCUCUUUCUUGCUACCCUUCCAGGCAUCCAUAGCGCCCAGUACUCAAUUUGAACAUGGCCAUGCUCGCAAGCUGGCUACCCCCGCGGACCUCCAAGCAGACGUCGCAGGACUCAUUGCCAUGUCGCGUACGUUGUGGCUGGAAACUAUACAUGCGACUAAAGAUACGUCUGAGGAGGCCGGGAAGGUAAUUCCGGAUUUCGUAAAAGCAACUUUGAUCGUGUACAAUCAUACAGCUAGCCAGACCAAACCGGUUAGAGACAAUCAGAGUUCUCGUUCGUUGUUUGCCGGCAUCGAUAAUUGGGAGCAUCAGACGGCGGCGUUCCUGGACGAGCAUAUAUGCUGACUGAACUCGCUAGGACUUCUGUCAUAACUUUGAGGUUCUCCUUCCGGGAUUUAAAGACUCGUUUAGCAAUGUCGUAGAUGAGCUAGUGACGGCCUUUGACAAUGCUAUUGACGCGUUAAAGGAUAAUUGAGCGUCCAAAGGCAGAACUGCGACUGUUGUGAACUAGGAAGUUGGGUAGUUGUUUACUUGGGCGGGAGAAACGUUUGAAGGCUUAUAGUUACGACGUUCAAUGGAGAUAACAGGCGGUGGAAGGUGAUAGUUAUCAAAGCAAAUGUCGGAGUCAAUAGCACAAUUGAGAAUCUCCGAAGGUUGCGAUAGAUCUCUCUUUAGGUUUUGUCUUCCUUCUGUUAGAGGCCUAGUCUGUUGAGGGGUUUGGCAGAAAGGGCUUUUCCUGUAAUUAUACUGUAGCCCCUGAGCAGGAGAGUUGAGAACUUAUUGCGCAAUAACGUUGUUAUUUCACUUCUUAAUUCCG
Molecule: messenger RNA, 1408 nt
Organism: Annulohypoxylon truncatum
Lineage: Eukaryota; Fungi; Ascomycota; Sordariomycetes; Xylariales; Hypoxylaceae
Exons: 5
Coding region: 577-936 (119 amino acids)
Source: RefSeq, a predicted model, not a curated record